Diaporthe citri is the source of this 1317-nucleotide messenger RNA. RefSeq lists its product as uncharacterized. Lineage: Eukaryota; Fungi; Ascomycota; Sordariomycetes; Diaporthales; Diaporthaceae. Bases 1 to 1317 code for a protein of 438 amino acids. Gene Ontology annotation, molecular function: oxidoreductase activity, acting on paired donors, with incorporation or reduction of molecular oxygen; heme binding; iron ion binding. The record is from RefSeq and is a predicted model, not a curated record. The transcript is spliced from 5 exons.
AUGGAUUCUAUCAUUUCUCUCUUUGGUCGUGACCCAGCUGGAAUACUAGCUACAAUUGUGGUCAUUUUCCUAGGGUACCGCCUACUUCUGAUCCUCUACAACGUCUCCCCGUUACACCCCUUGAGCCCGAUCCCCGGCCCCAAGCUGGCGGCAGCAACCUACUUUCCCGAGUUCUAUUACGAUGUCAUUUGUCUCGGAAGAUAUACUACCAAGAUCCGUGACAUGCACGAGAAAUAUGGUCCCUUGGUUCGCAUAAGUCCCGACGAGGUCCAUUGCAGUGACCCUAGCUUUUCGGACGAAAUAUACGCUGUUGGUGGACGUAAGCGUGACAGGACACUCCAUCAAAUCAACAGCGUCGCCGUCGGCACCAAGGCUGAAUUUGGCACGGUAGACCACGAUCUCCACCGCAUUCGACGAGCGCCGGUUGCCAAGUUCUUCUCGCGGUCGGUUAUCAUGAGCCUUGAAGAAGACAUUGCAGCGCUCACCCAGCGGCUCUGUGACAAGAUCAUGGCCCAGAGAGGCAACAGGACGCCCUUCGACUUGACCAUAGCAUACAGCAACCUGUCCACCGAUGUCAUUUCGGCCUACUGCUUCGGCGAGAGUUUCAACCUCUUGGACCAACCCGGGUGGGGACCCAACUUUAGAGAGUGCAACCUGGCCAUGCUGAAAAACUGGUUCUUGUUCCGCUUCUUUCCUUUCUUGAAGAGCCUGGCGAAUCUCGGCGUAUGGUUUCUGGAAUAUCUGCCCGAGGAUACGGCGCUAUUCAUACGCACCAUGCAAAUCGACAUACCCAAGCUGGUCACAAAGACCACCGAGGAUCUGAAAGCCGGGGUCGACUGCCCGCGCCCGAUUUUCGUCAAGGCCCUAAUGGAAUCUAAUUUGAGCAAAGAGGAAAAAGCCCCCGAUCGUAUGUGUCUCAGUGUCUUGACAUAUCAUAUCCUAGCGAACCCUGAGAUCUUUGACACCUUGACGCAAGAACUCAAAGAAGCAAUCCCCAACCCUCAGAACCUGCCACACUGGGCCACGCUGGAGAAGCUUCCAUACCUUAACAGUGUAGUCCAAGAGGGUCUACGUCUCUCCUAUGGGGCAUCAGGUAGGUCAUCCCGGAUCGCGACCGAGGAGGACCUGGUAUACCGAGGCCGGUGGCAGAGACAACCCCUUCGAUACGUGAUACCGCGGGGGUACGCGAUUGGGAUGUCCGCCUUUAUCUCUCACCACGACGAGACGUUGUUUCCAGAGUCGCACAAGUUCCAACCCGAGCGCUGGCUGGAUCUCCAGCAUAGAAAGGAGCUCGAUCGGGGGUUUCUCGGUGAGUGA